Molecule: messenger RNA, 771 nt
Organism: Lodderomyces oxycetoniae
Lineage: Eukaryota; Fungi; Ascomycota; Pichiomycetes; Serinales; Debaryomycetaceae
Gene: NOP15
Product: rRNA-binding ribosome biosynthesis protein
Exons: 1
Coding region: 1-771 (256 amino acids)
Biological process (GO): maturation of LSU-rRNA from tricistronic rRNA transcript (SSU-rRNA, 5.8S rRNA, LSU-rRNA)
Cellular component (GO): nucleolus
Molecular function (GO): RNA binding
Source: RefSeq, a predicted model, not a curated record
AUGGUUAAGAAACAGGGUAAGAACAAGAACGUUGAGGCUAAGAACGUCAAGCCUAAGGGCGAUUUGGUCGAGAAGACCGCACCUGAAGCGAUUGGACAACCAAAUGACCAAGAUUUGGAACUUCUAUCUUCGUCAGACGAGGAAUACAACUCAUUAAGUGAUGAUGAUGAUGAUGAGGAGGAGGAGGAGGAGGAUGAUGAUGAUGAUGAGGAGGAGGAGGAGGAAAUCAAAGACACUAUCAAACCAGCCACAUCGGGACACAAGGUGAAUAAAGUAAUGAAGAAAGAAUCAGACUCGUCGACUAAAUCCGCAUCAAAAACAAAGAAACCAAAAAGAGGAAUCAUAUAUAUAGGGAGAUUACCAUCUGAGUUCCAGGAGAAUGAAUUAAAAACAUACUUUAAUCAGUUUGGUGAUAUUACCAACCUAAAGCUUUCGCGUAAUAAGAAAACAGGUAAGUCAAAGCAUUUUGCAUUUCUCGAGUUUGAUUCUUACAGUGUAGCCCAAACUGCGGCGGAAACAAUGAAUAAUUAUCUUUUGUUUGGUCACUUGAUCAAAUGUCAAGUUGUCGAUACACCACAUAAGGACUUAUUCAAAAACGCUCAAAGGAAAUUCAAAGUGAUACCGGUGCACAAAAUUGUUAAAGAUAAGCAUGACAAGCCAAAAACUAAACAGGAAUGGGAAAUUUUGGUAAACAAGUUUGAAGAAGCAAAGAAGAAAAAAGUGCAAGAAUUGAAAAGCAAAGGAAUAGAUUACGAUUUGAGCAAGAUAUAG